Molecule: messenger RNA, 351 nt
Organism: Symbiodinium natans
Lineage: Eukaryota; Dinophyceae; Suessiales; Symbiodiniaceae
Source: the annotation of a GenBank genome assembly
AUGGGGGCGACUGUUUGCGGGCGCCUCUGCGGUCUCCUCCGCCCGGACCCGGAGGCGCAGCAGCUGCGUCAGGCCCCGACGACGCAGAUGAAGAGGCUUGAAGCAUCGCAGCCGAGCCCUUCCCGCGCAGGUGAGAAAUGCCCACACUGUGACGGCUGGGGCUACGCCCAUCCACAGGAAGCAGACGGCAUCCUCGUUGAUCUCGAGGAGCAUGGGAGGUGCGCCGAGUGUGCGGACUGCGAGGCCUGCAGCGGUACCGGCCUGGUCCUCGCUCGCCAGAGCAUGGGCCGCAGGAGAACCGCAACGGCCAAAGGCCUGCCAGGCGUUGAAGCACUGAGGGCUCUGCAGUGA